Fusarium fujikuroi IMI 58289 is the source of this 597-nucleotide messenger RNA. RefSeq lists its product as uncharacterized. Bases 1 to 597 code for a protein of 198 amino acids. Lineage: Eukaryota; Fungi; Ascomycota; Sordariomycetes; Hypocreales; Nectriaceae. The record is from RefSeq and is a predicted model, not a curated record. The transcript has a single exon.
AUGGCCGCUUCCGCAAUCGUCGCGUCUGCCAUUCAAGCACUGGGCUCAUUGCCUCCCGUCCGUCUAGGUCUUGUCGCAGUCCCCGUCAUUUCACUGAGCGUUCUCGCCGUAUACAGUCUUUUAUCUGGCGACAAUUCCAACCCCUACCUCACAAAGAGAGGUUUCCUCCACCCUUUUGUCACCGCAGAAGUCAAAGCAAUCUGUCAGGUCCACUAUCGCAUCUGGAACGCCGACCUAAUCCGCGAGCCUGAAACCUUCUUCGACAUUCUCGACCUGGACACCUCCAAGAAGCCCUUUGUUGACAAUAACUGGCUGACUGAGGGAGAGACUCCCCACCACGAAGCGCAAAAGAUCAUCAUGGAAAAGUGGGCAGAGCGACGGAACAGAUUGAGGGGAUGGGGACGCGCCAGUGAGCGAGCACAUCAUCUCGAUCAAGUUGGCAAGAUCAUGACAAACCCCACCAGCGCUAGGAUCUACACGCUCCAGUUCCUUUCCAAGAUCAAGCACAAAAGAGGAGACAACCGGCUCGGAGCACUUGAGGAGGUUUGCAAAGGAUUCUGGGAAGCACCGCAGUUCAAGAAGAAGAAAGAGCUGUAG